CAUUUUUAUUGUAGGUGUCAUAUUAUGCAAGAUUCUUAUCUUCAUACUGGCUCUGGCUUUCAGAAUUAUCGUGGAAUUAUUAAUUUAGCCAUCGUUCUCCUGAUAUUAUCAAAUAUGAGGGUAGCUCUGGAUAACUUAUUAAAAUAUGGAGUUCUUGUGGACCCAACACAAUGGUUAGAAUAUCUAAUUCGAGAUCCUCACAACGUACGAGCACUGGCUUUGAUUAGCUUUAGUAAUGUCAUGAUUCUGACGGCAUAUAUCACAGAAUUAGCCCUUUCUAAGUCAUAUAUACAGGAAUCACUUGGCUCUGCUCUACACUUUAUCAACAGCUUUUUUAUUUUAAUUAUUCCAUUGGUCUACGUAUUUGUUUAUCAACCUACGCCUAUUUGGUCAUCGCUUGCUUGCUCUACGUAUAGCAUGGCAUUUAUUAAGCUAAUCUCCUAUAAAGAUGUCAAUAGAUGGUGUCGUAAAGAUAAAAUGUCCAAGAAACAGAAAACACCUGAUGUGCAGAAUUUAGUUCAAUACCCGAAUAAUCUGACCUUAAAAGAUUUAUACUAUUUCAUGUUUGUUCCGACUCUUUGCUAUGAACUUAAUUUCCCUAAAACACCUUACAUAAGAAAGAAUUUUCUACUUCGUAGGAUAGUGGAACUAGUUUUAUUGUUACAACUUAUAAUGGGGUUAAUCCAACAGUGGAUGAUCCCUGCAGUCGUGAACUCAAUGCAGCCCUUUGAUGAAAUGGACUAUUAUCGUAUGAUUGAAAGAAUGUUAAAAUUGGCAAUCCCAAAUCAUUUCAUUUGGCUGCUAUUCUUCUACUGUUACUUUCAUUCCUACCUAAAUAUUCUAGGAGAAAUUACGUAUUUUGGUGAUAGACAAUUUUAUCUAGAUUGGUGGAAUGCUGAAACUAUUCCAUAUUUUUGGCGAACUUGGAAUAUUCCAGUCCAUCGUUGGGCAACUAGGCACGUUUACAAGCCAAUGCUAAAGGCUGGUUUUCGUAAUUCACAAGCUUCAACAGUGGUUUUCUUGAUAUCAGCAUUUUUUCACGAAUACCUGGUAAGUGUACCGUUAAGAAUGUUCAGAUUGUGGUCAUUCAUUGGUAUGGUUGCACAGAUUCCUUUAGCUUCAGUUAUCUCGCGAUUCCUCAGUGGUAAUUAUGGUAACGUUGCUGUAUGGCUUUCGUUAAUUCUUGGGCAACCCAUUGCUAUACUGAUGUACGUCCACGAUUACUACUUGGCAAAUGCUGCAUAAAUAUAAAUAUUAGAACUCAGUAUAAUUCUAAUUUCGUCAAUAAAUCCAGUUUAUGUCCUAUCUGAAUGUAAUGCGAUGCUUGUAUGCCAGGGCUGGUCUAUGUUUUAACCUGGCAUUGGCUAUCUAUAGAAAUAAAACUUUAUUGAAAAGCCGAUAUCUGAAAUGAUAAUAAUAUAUAGAUAGUAAUACCCUUUACUCUAAUUAAUAAUUGUAACAAUACAAAAUUUGCACUAUCUUAUCAAUU
This is a messenger RNA of Trichoplax adhaerens, 1489 nucleotides long. RefSeq lists its product as uncharacterized. Bases 25 to 1245 code for a protein of 406 amino acids. Gene Ontology annotation, cellular component: endoplasmic reticulum membrane. Gene Ontology annotation, biological process: triglyceride biosynthetic process. NCBI's taxonomy places the organism in Eukaryota, Metazoa, Placozoa, Uniplacotomia, Trichoplacea, Trichoplacidae. Gene Ontology annotation, molecular function: diacylglycerol O-acyltransferase activity. The transcript has 15 exons. The record is from RefSeq and is a predicted model, not a curated record.